Conger conger (European conger) is the source of this 3654-nucleotide messenger RNA. Its product is annotated as src substrate protein p85-like. Gene Ontology annotation, molecular function: actin filament binding. Gene Ontology annotation, cellular component: plasma membrane; site of polarized growth; cortical actin cytoskeleton. The record is from RefSeq and is a predicted model, not a curated record. NCBI's taxonomy places the organism in Eukaryota, Metazoa, Chordata, Actinopteri, Anguilliformes, Congridae. The coding region runs from base 236 to 1783 and encodes 515 amino acids. Gene Ontology annotation, biological process: regulation of actin filament polymerization. The transcript is spliced from 18 exons.
GGAAGAGUUGUCAGGAAUGCAUGCUGUCAACACCAUUAGGCAGGCAUCACGUAACGUUACUGUACAUUAACGUUACCGACUUACAGACAGCUCUGUGGAGGGACGUAGAUAUUAUUUGUAUGCUAAACGAAGGGGAGAAUUAAGCUAUCGGCGAAUAACAAGACAAGCCUGUCCCGUUGGCAUUGAAGUGCACUGAUUUAAGCAAUCGCUCCUCCCUCGUGGUUUCCUAGGCUAAAUGUGGAAGGCAGCAGCUGGUCAGACCGUCACGGAGGCUGUGCAAGAUGGCGAGGAAGACUGGGAGACAGACCCUGACUUUGAGAACAAUGUUUCUGAGAAGGAGCAGCGGUGGGGAGCCAAGACUGUGGUGGGCUCGGGCCAUCAGGAGCAUAUAAAUAUCCACGAGCUCCGGCAGAACGUGUCGGCGGAGCAUGGCGUGCUGAAGCAGAAGGAGCUGGAGAGCAUGCCCAAGGCCUCCCACGGGUACGGGGGCAGGUUUGGGGUGCAGGAGGACCGCAUGGACAAGUCCGCUGUGGGCCACGAGUACCAGAGCAAACUGGCCAAGCACUGCUCCCAAACUGACACCUCAAAGGGCUUUGGGGGCAAGUUUGGAGUGCAGGCUGACCGCGUCGACCAGUCGGCCGUUGGAUUUGAGUACACGGGCAAGACGCAGAAACACUCCUCGCAGAAAGACUACGCGGCGGGGUUCGGAGGGAGGUACGGGGUGCAGGCGGACCGUGUGGACCAGAGCGCGGUGGGCUUCGAGUACCAGGGCAAAACAGAAAAACACGAGUCCCAGACAGAUUACAGUAAAGGCUUUGGGGGUAAAUAUGGAGUGGAAACAGACAAGGUGGACAAGAGCGCUGUCGGGUUUGAGUACCAGGGGAAAACAGAAAAGCAUGAGUCUCAGAAAGAUUACAGUAAAGGCUUUGGGGGUAAGUAUGGUGUGGAAACAGACAAGGUGGACAAGAGUGCUGUUGGCUUCGAGUACCUGGGGAAAACAGAGAAGCACGAGUCUCAGAAAGACUACGCCAAGGGCUUCGGAGGGAAGUUUGGCGUACAGACGGACCGGCAGGACAAGUCGGCCAUGGGCUGGGAUCACCAGGAGAAAACACAGCUCCAUGAGUCCCAGAAAGACUACUCCAAAGGGUUUGGUGGGAAGUUCGGCAUUCAGAAGGACAGAAUGGACAAGAGUGCAGGCACCUUUGAGCAGGUGGAGAAGCUAAGCUCAGCCUAUCAGAAAACAAAACCUGUAGAAGCUGCUGGCCUCAGCACAGGGAGCAUGAAGGCUCGCUUUGAGAACAUGGCGAGGGAGAACGCAGAGGAAGACCGCAGGAGAGCGGAGGAGGAGCGGACUCGCCGGCAGGCCUCCGACAGGCAGGAGCAGGAGGAGGCACGCAGGAACAUGGAGGAGGAGCAAGCUAAAGUCAAGUGUGCCUCCACAAAAGCCAGCCACCCCCUGUCCAGUGAGACCAGAAAACAGGACAUGCCCACCAGCCCUGAAUACGAGGAGAACGGCGCUGAGCUGGAGCCAUCUGACCAGAACCCUGACAUGGUCUCCUCCCAGCACCAAGAAGAAGAUCGGGUCAGCGAGGAGUACGGAGAUGACCUGGGUGUGACCGCGGUCGCUCUGUAUGACUAUCAGGCCGCUGGUGAUGAUGAGAUCUCCUUUGACCCCGACGACAUCAUCACCAACAUAGAGAUGAUUGACGAGGGCUGGUGGAGGGGGGUGUGUCGAGGGGCCUAUGGGCUCUUCCCCGCCAAUUACGUGGAGGUCAGGCAAUAAAGGCGGGCCUUGCCCUUACCAAGACUCCGCCUCCUUCUCCGCCCUGGCCUAUCCCAAUCUCACAGGAGAUUCUCCCUCUCAUUGCUCUGUUCAUGUGCUUCUCACUUCUCAAACAUCUGUAGAGUCUUCAGACCUUCAUCCUAGGGAUCCUUUCAAUCGCUUAUUUUUCCCUUUUUUUUUCUUUCACUUGCUCCUGACCCGGAAAUCGAUUGAGGUUUGCUGUCUUUAAAGACAUUCAAAGCCGUUAAAUGUUUCUUCACCCUUGCUGAAUUAUUUUUCUUGCCACUUUUCCUAGCCUCUCCUAAUGGGUGGAGUUAGGAGUAGAUAAAAGAGCAAGAAAAAAGAAGAGAGAAAAAUAAGCUCAUAGUCUUCAUUCUGCCCAUGUCUUCUUCUUCCUGGAGUUUGAAACCCUCUGUGGAAUAUCCCAAACUGCCUCCACAUUCCAAAUGUGGAACCAUGUUCCAAGGUCAGUAAGGAGAGAAAUGACUGUCACAACAUUAGUUUCAUGAUUAAAUUAAAGGCAGCAGAGACAGAGAAACAAGGUCAUAUCCUUGGGCUUUGGCCAAUAGAUCCUAAUUCCAUUACGUAAUUAUGUUGUUUCUUCGGUAAGGAAGAGGAGAUUGAGUUUUCAAAGCUGAAUUUAUGUUAUUUAUUUAUUUUUUUACAUUUGUUUAUAUGUAUGUAUGUUUUAAUUUAUAAAAACGUAUUUAUUAAACUUAUUUGGGCAUUUGAAUUCAGGCCUCCUGAAGCCUGAAGCCUGUUGUUUAGUACAAAGGUUACAUGGGUUUCAGAUGGCAAAGAAACUGAUUGGUGGACAGACUUUGAGACUGUCAUAUGAUUGGUCAAAGAGACCAGUGCUUCUGGCAACUGCACUGCUCACCCAAGUGCAUGCAAAGUUGCAGCACUUGGUACUAUUUAUUAUUUAUUUCUACCAAUGGCAAUGGCUUGAAAUUUACACGUAGUACACCUGUAUAGAAGCAUCUGCAUUCAUUAUGUUUCUCCACUCAUUCAGGGUUUUCCUUUCAUUUCUGUCUGUACCUUCUGCGUUAGCACUCAUACAGUACCUGCUAUGUUAAGGGUAUGUGUAUAAGCAGCAAUGCAUCAGCUUUGUAAAUCUUCAGUGCCAAUAACCGUGAAAUUACUGAUGUUUGCAUAAACAAAAAGUAAUAGAAAUUUUGUUGUGCUGUAUUUUUGGUGGAUCUUUGCUGUAAAAUGUCAAGAUCUUCUUCCAGAUUAUAUGAUAAAUUCGGUCUCCCAUAUGAUUAUCUGGCAUCAUUGCUGGAUGUGAUAAAAAAGAAAAUACAUAUAUACCAACCAAAAAUAUAUUACAUGGAUAUGAAACAUCACCCAAGUAUUAAAGCUUUGAGUUUUCAGGACUUUAGUGAUUCAACAUUGUAAAGAUUGCAUUGACCCUGUACUCUGAUCCAAAACAUUGCAAACAAUAUUUGUAAAAAUCCACAAUUUAUGACAGGUGUUCAAACACAAAAUGGUAAGAAUAUGCUCUGGAAGAAUCCUUUUCCUUGUCAAUGUUCAAUGUCAAUGUACUCUUGGUCAUACUGUAUCAUGCUACAGUACUUUUUUGUUGGACUGUGAUGUACUUCAUUUGUACCCAUUUUAAUCUUGACCAGCAAAUACUACUGUGAAAAAGUGAAAAAGACCCACAUUUAAAGAAAUAACUCGACAGAUUUAGGUCCCAUUAAUCUGCUGAGCUUUUUUGUUUAAAGAACAAUCUGCAAAAUAUCAUUUUUGUCAUGUCUGGAAUGCAAGUGAUACAUCUGUGUGGAUAAUCGUUUAUGGAAUUGAUAUGGAAUCAUCUUCCCAGGAAAUCUAAGAUUUCAAAACUGAACUCAAUAAACACAAUAUGACUUGUG